Messenger RNA from Dermacentor albipictus, 513 nucleotides. RefSeq lists its product as uncharacterized. NCBI's taxonomy places the organism in Eukaryota, Metazoa, Arthropoda, Arachnida, Ixodida, Ixodidae. The record is from RefSeq and is a predicted model, not a curated record.
GCCAGCCUCGGCCCGCACGAGGCUCGCCGCUGCUUCGUCCCAGGAUCUGAGCUCGGUGCGCGCGCCGGCGACGAAAGAACCGAGGGCCGUGGUAACGCCGAUCGCGGGAGCAACAGACAGCCAUGAUCAACCCGGAGGUCGGCAGGCGCGCCUCGGGCUACUUCGAACGGGGGCACCACCGGGCAGAAGGGGUGCCGGAUAUCGCUGUCCUGAAGACUGUGCGCCCUCCACCCUGCGAGGUGCCCAUCAUCCCGGACGCCCUGGUGUAUUUCGGGAGUGGCGCGGCUGUCAUCGUGGUCUUCCUCGGGCUCUGCGUCAUGGCCUACAUGCUCAUCUUCACAGAAGGUCGAAGCCACGACAUGGACGAGCUGUACGGCUUCAUGUGACGACGGCCCGGUCGACAGACGCGGGGAAAGCAGGCUCGGACCAGCCGAGGCGACACACCGUUGCCGGUAGAGAGCCGGUGCUGCCCUGACUACAAUCAUCUCAUUCGAAUGAAAAUAUUUCCCCCAA